UUGGCGGCGUUGGCGGCGGCGCGUCCCCGCGCCCGGGCGCGCUCCCGCUGUCGGGUCCGCGGCGGCCGGGUGAGAGCGGGAUGGAGCUGAGGCAGCGCGGAGGGCCGCCCGGAGGAGGAGGAUCGGGCGAGCCGGGCGCCGCGGGGGACCACGAAGCCGAGAGCACCAGCGACAAAGAAACUGAUAUUGAUGACAGGUUUGGAGAUGUCGAUUCCAGAAUGGAUUCCGAUAUUCCAGAAGUUCCACAGUCGUCUGACAGAACCCCAGAAAUCCUCAAGAGAGCUCUGAAUGGUUUGUCUUCGAGGUGGAAGAACUGGUGGAUUCGAGGAAUUCUCACCCUCACGAUGAUUUCAUUAUUUUUCCUGAUCAUCUAUUUGGGAUCGUUUAUGCUGAUGCUUCUGGUGUUGGGCAUCCAAGUGAAGUGCUUCCAUGAAAUCAUUACCAUAGGUUAUAGAGUCUAUCAUUCUUAUGACCUGCCGUGGUUCAGAACCCUCUGCUGGUAUUUUCUGCUAUGUGUCAACUACUUUUUCUAUGGAGAGACUUUGGCUGAUUACUUCGCUACGUUUGUUCAACGAGAAGAGCAACUUCAGUUCCUCAUUCGGUACCACCGAUUUAUUUCCUUUGCACUCUAUCUUGCAGGUUUCUGCAUGUUUGUACUAAGCUUAGUGAAGAAACAUUAUCGUCUGCAGUUUUACAUGUUCGCAUGGACUCAUGUCACUUUGCUGAUCACUGUAACUCAGUCUCACCUUGUCAUCCAAAAUCUAUUCGAAGGCAUGAUAUGGUUUCUGGUACCGAUCUCAAGUGUCAUCUGCAAUGACAUCACUGCGUACCUUUUUGGCUUCUUCUUUGGGAGAACUCCACUAAUCAAGCUGUCGCCUAAAAAGACUUGGGAAGGAUUCAUCGGAGGCUUCUUCUCCACGGUUGUGUUUGGAUUUAUCGCCGCCUACCUGUUGUCCCAGUACCAGUACUUCGUCUGCCCGGUGGAAUACCGGAGCGAAUCCAACUCAUUCGUCACAGAAUGCGAGCCGUCCGAACUCUUCCAGCUUCAGAAAUACUCAGUUCCUCCCUUGCUCAGGACGGUGUUGAGUUGGGAAACAGUGAGACUAUAUCCAUUCCAGAUACACAGCAUUGCUCUUUCAACAUUUGCUUCUCUAAUUGGCCCAUUUGGGGGCUUUUUUGCUAGUGGAUUUAAAAGAGCCUUCAAAAUCAAGGAUUUUGCGAACACCAUUCCUGGCCAUGGGGGAAUAAUGGAUCGGUUUGAUUGCCAGUAUCUGAUGGCUACUUUUGUCCAUGUGUACAUCACCAGUUUCAUAAGGGGGCCGAAUCCCAGCAAAGUGCUCCAGCAGCUCCUGGUACUCCAGCCCGAGCAGCAAUUAAGCAUCUACAAGACGCUGAAAUCCCACUUGAUCGAAAAGGGCAUCCUCCAGCAGCCUUCCCUGCGGGCGUAGCGGGAACCAGUUUGGCCGACUCGAGGCGCCGAGGAACCGACCGGGUAUCUGUUCAGGCAAGGGGCUGCAAAUCCGGAGGCGGUGGAGGUCUUUAAGACUCAAACGUUUCUCUGCUGAAAUUACUGUGAAUAUUUAAACGAGCUGAUGACCCGCGAUGUAGAAUUAACAGAUUGCCUGCAAAAACAUACUGUAUUUUUUCUAACGUGCACCUUCUCCUCUGAUCUCGACAGAGCCUCCCGUGAGGACUUAUUUUAAAAUGGUCCGACACAAUAAAAGGAGUGAAUCGAGGAAGCGUUGGGAGGGCACUGUCGGGCGUUCGUGUGGGCAGCCCCCCGCCGAAUGUUAACCUGUGGUACGAUAGACAAUCAGUUCUUUCCGGAGUUCUCCUGUUUGAGGCUGAAAUGUCUCCCGAUGGAUUAUACUUGGGGACGCAAGUAGAACCAGGUUUCUUUGUCCAGGGUCGGCAGAGCGAUGGCAUGGCCAGGGAAACGUCUGCCCUGAGGCUAGUUGGGAAGUAAGCGGUCCAAAUGAUUUGGGAGAGGGGGCGUUGGUUGCCGGGGGCCGGCGAUCGGUCCGACCUCGUCGAAAGAGACGGCUUUGGAAAACGUUCUCCGGGACGAUCAGUGGAUUCCAUCCUGGGGAAAGCGAGGCCGGGGUUAAGGUGGGAUUUCCGGGCCCUUCCUGUGCCGGUGUAUGCCGGAAUUCAGCCAGCGGGGGCCAAAACGAUGAUGGCGAGUCUCAGAAAGGAUGAGGCCCAAUGUCUGAGCCGUCAUCUUAGCUCAUCUGUCCAGUUUUCCCAUUGUCCCUCGAAAACGGGUCUCUCCCGGGGUGACUGGGCACUGAGCUCCACGCUCUGGAGCCGGGCACAGACCUGGCUCCUCCUGCUGCCCCCCGGCCCAUAACCGGGGCCUAGGGCAGUGCGGGAAUGGUCCAUCCAGGCACAGAAACCAGCCACCACCCAUCUGGGGUCUUAAUCUUGGUGAAUGGGGUGGGGGCGGUGAAGGGGAAGGGGACGAAACAGCAUUCCACUCUUUCUCCCAAAGCCCUCACUUUGCAGGAAGCUGGCGCUUCUUUGGGUUAGAGUGGGGAGAGGCAGGCUGGGAAUUAGCUGCUGACCAAGGGGGAGUCACGCCAGGGCUCAGUCCCUCUGCACUCUCCCUGGGAAGGUUAAAGCCCCCCGGAAUCAAUCCUCCCUGAAUGGGAGGAACAUGCGAACACCUUCUUUUUGGUGGGAGGGACACCAGAAGCGGAGGCGAUUCAGGUUUUCAGGAAUGAAUGUAAAUAGGCUCCUUUUGCUCGGUGCCGUCUCUGGCCGCAUUUUAUGCUUCCAGCUGGAUUGGAGCUAAAAUUCAGAACUGCUGCUUGCUCUGACUCUGGGCAGGAAGAAAAUAAAGAUGUUUUUAACAAA
This is a messenger RNA of Tachyglossus aculeatus (Australian echidna), 2856 nucleotides long. It is a transcript of the gene CDS1, whose product is annotated as CDP-diacylglycerol synthase 1. NCBI's taxonomy places the organism in Eukaryota, Metazoa, Chordata, Mammalia, Monotremata, Tachyglossidae. The transcript has 13 exons. Bases 81 to 1448 code for a protein of 455 amino acids. The record is from RefSeq and is a predicted model, not a curated record. Gene Ontology annotation, molecular function: phosphatidate cytidylyltransferase activity. Gene Ontology annotation, cellular component: endoplasmic reticulum membrane.